Molecule: messenger RNA, 1756 nt
Organism: Clupea harengus (Atlantic herring)
Lineage: Eukaryota; Metazoa; Chordata; Actinopteri; Clupeiformes; Clupeidae
Gene: calr3b
Product: calreticulin 3b
Biological process (GO): protein folding; ERAD pathway
Cellular component (GO): endoplasmic reticulum; endoplasmic reticulum membrane
Molecular function (GO): calcium ion binding
Source: RefSeq, a predicted model, not a curated record
UUGCCAGAUUACCCUCUGAAGAUUUGGUAAAGGUGGGUAGUAGAGGACUGGCAGCACUGCAAGUGAAGAACUUCGGAGAGGUGUACAGAAGAGGCAAAAAUGAAAAUAGCCGUCGCUUUCUGCACGAUUGCUGUGGUAGCAUUAUCAGUAAACGCUACCGUCUUCUUCCAGGAGCAGUUUCUGGAUGGAGAUGCUUGGAAGAGUCGCUGGAUGACCUCUGAGCACAAGUCUGACUAUGGCCAGUUAAAACACACUGCUGGAAAUUUCUACGGUGAUGCAGAGAAGGACAAAGGCCUUCAGACCAGCCAAGACGCCCGUUUCUAUGCACUCUCUGCCAGGUUCGAGCCUUUCAGUAACGAGGGUAAGACUCUAGUGAUCCAAUUCUCUGUGAAGCACGAGCAGAAGAUUGACUGUGGCGGUGGCUAUGUGAAGGUGUUCCCCUCCACCCUUGAUCAGGCUGACAUGCAUGGAGAUUCCCAGUACUACAUCAUGUUCGGUCCUGAUAUCUGUGGUUACAGCACCAAGAAGGUUCAUGUCAUCUUCAACUACAAGGGCAAGAAUCACCUCAUCAAGAAGGAAGUCAAGUGCAAGGAUGAUGAACUUACGCACGUGUACACGUUGAUCCUCAACCCAGACCAGACCUACGAAGUGAAGAUCGACAAUGAGAAGGUGGAGUCAGGGUCUCUGGAGGAGGACUGGGACCUUCUUCCCCCUAAAAAGAUCAAGGACCCCGAGGCCAAGAAACCAGAAGACUGGGAUGACCGCCCCAAGAUCGACGAUACUACAGACACCAAGCCUGAGGAUUGGGACAAGGCCGAGAACAUCCCAGAUCCUGAUGCCAAGAAGCCCGAAGACUGGGAUGAAGACAUGGAUGGCGAGUGGGAGCCCCCUAUGAUUCCUAACCCAGAGUACAAGGGAGAAUGGAAACCCAAACAGAUUGACAAUCCUAACUACAAGGGAGCGUGGGUCCACCCUGAAAUGGACAACCCUGAAUAUACUCAAGAUGCUGAGAUCUACAAGUUUGACAGCAUUGGUGUCCUGGGCCUAGACCUGUGGCAGGUUAAGUCCGGCACCAUUUUUGAUAACUUCCUCAUCACAGAUGACGUGAAGGAGGCUGAAGAUUUUGCCAAAGAGACUUGGGGAGUUACAAAGGACCCAGAAAAGGCAAUGAAGGAGGAGCAAGACGAGAAGAAGAGGAAAGAGGAUGACGAGAAAAACAAAGAACAGGACACAGACCGGGAUGAUGACGGUGAGGACGAGGAAGAGGAUGGUGAGGAAGAUGAUGAGGAGACCGAUGAGCCCGACGCCACGGAAACGGAAGAGAACGACCUACCGAAGGACGAGCUCUGAGUGAUAAGAAGGACCUUUCUCCGGCACGCAUCUGCUGCGCUCUUAUGGUUGCCAGGGAAACCACCAAAGCGCAUACCUUCCUGAUUUGCGUAGUGCCAUUAUGGGAUGUGACUUGCUCCCAGUCAUACUUACUUUGUGCAGGGACUGAGGGAGAGUGGCUCAUAUCAGAUGUGAUAAUUUUUUUUCUUCAAUUUUUUUAAUUUUAAAUAUAUUUUUUUUAAUGCCCAUUUCCCCAACCGUUCACUCCACGAUACAUGUGCACACACAAGCUGACCCAGCUAAAAUGCCCCUUUAGAGUUUCAGUUUUACAGAUCAUUCACUCAACCAUUUAUUCUCACUGCACAAGAUAGGAUGAUCAAGCAAUACACAACUAUGGUGUGAUAACCAAUAAAAGAAACUUAAAGUG